Molecule: messenger RNA, 860 nt
Organism: Physella acuta
Lineage: Eukaryota; Metazoa; Mollusca; Gastropoda; Physidae
Source: RefSeq, a predicted model, not a curated record
AAUCAAACCUGCGAGACGCGUAGUAUAUUCUUUAGGGCAGGGGCCACGCUUUGCGAGACGCGUAGUCACUUCGUAAACCUAAAUCGAUUGCUAAAUAUAUCAAUAUAGUAUAUAGGCCAGAAAUUAACUUUAAACAGCACUGUCUGCGAGCAGAUUUGCUAUACAAACAGCAGCCAUUUGUAAAAUAGAAUGGCUUCCCCCUGAAUCUCAUAUAAAAAUAAAACAAGAUGGCUGCUAUAGAUCUAGUAAAUGAGCAUGGUUGCAUCUGUUGGAAACAUCGCUAGUCUUCAUUUAUUACUGAAAAGUUUUAAUUCAACCACUUAAAAACAGCUUUCAUCAAAGAUGUCAGCUGUAUUAAAGAAACCAGUUGAGGUUGUAGUAUUCAACAAUCCCCAAAAAUCAGCAAAGAAACAUCAUCAAGAAAAACAGCUGUUGCAGAAAAUUACUGAAGGAAAUCCACAACCCUUAAUUUAUAACCAGAAAAAGGCAAAAUAUGAUAUAAGGAAACUGGGAAUAAGUGGGAUGGACAAACAAACUAAACACAGUGCAAUGGUUGAUCUGCUUGUAGAAUUAGGAGCCAAGCCUCCAAAAAACCGCUGCUAUCACAUCAAAGAAUAUACUAAAAUGAUCAAGGAGAAGAAGAAAGAAGAAGCGAGCAAAGGUUUACCUGAGAACAAUAAAAAGGGCAGAAGUAAAAGAAAACGAGAUAAAGAUGAUAUACUGAAGGAUCUUGAUGGUCAAACAGGAUUUUUCAAAGGUGGAGUUCAGUUUGUAAAACGUUUUAAAUCCUGACAAUUUUUUUUCAAUUAAAAUUAAAUGAACUAUAAUGUUUAAUAAAGAUGUGAAACAAACUUUUUUUA